GCCGGCCGCCUGACGCAGCCGAGGCUCCGCCCCCGGCGUGACGCUAGCGUCAGGCCAGUCCCGGCAUGCUUCGCGGCCGCCCGCGGUCUAGCGCACCGAGGCAUCUUCCCGAGAGCGGCCGUGCCUCCGCGUCUCUGCACUGCGCACCGGGUCCGGCCGCCCCGUCGCCCCCGCCGCCCGCCCGUGCGUCCGAGCGGCCGCAGCCCUCCGCCGAGGGCGCCCCGGGACGGAAGGGUCCAGCAGCCUGCCGGCGCCCGCCGCGCUCGUGGUCGCCGUCGCCGUGGUCGUCGUGGUCGUGUCCGCCGUCGCCUGGGCCAUGGCCAAUUACAUCCACGUCCCGCCCGGCUCGCCCGAGGUGCCGAAGCUGGACGUGACGGUGCAGGACCAGGAGGAGCAGCGCUGCCGCGACGGCGCCCUGAGCCUGCUGCGGCACCUGCGGCCGCACUGGGACCCCCGGGAGGUGACCCUGCAGCUCUUUACAGAUGGGAUCACAAACAAGCUCAUUGCCUGCUAUGUGGGCGACACCAUGGAAGAUGUAGUUCUGGUGAGGAUUUACGGCAACAAGACUGAACUGUUGGUUGACCGAGAUGAAGAAGUAAAAAGUUUCCGUGUGCUGCAGGCUCAUGGCUGUGCCCCUCAGCUCUACUGUACCUUUAAUAACGGACUGUGCUAUGAGUUUAUCCAGGGCGAAGCUUUGGACCCGCAGCAUGUCUGCAACCCAGCCAUUUUCAGGCUAAUAGCUCGUCAGCUUGCUAAAAUCCAUGCUAUUCAUGCGCACAAUGGCUGGAUCCCCAAAUCUAACCUAUGGCUAAAGAUGGGAAAAUACUUCUCUCUCAUUCCUACAGGAUUUGCUGAUGAAGACAUUAAUAAAAGGUUUCUAAGUGAGAUCCCAAGCCCUCAGCUUCUUCAAGAGGAGAUGGCUUGGAUGAAGGAGGUUCUGUCAAGCCUGGGCUCACCUGUGGUACUUUGCCAUAAUGACCUGUUGUGUAAGAAUAUAAUCUACAACGAGAAACAAGGUGACGUACAGUUCAUUGAUUAUGAGUACUCUGGAUACAACUACCUGGCAUAUGACAUUGGAAACCAUUUCAAUGAAUUUGCAGGUGUCAGCGAUGUAGACUAUAGUCUCUAUCCAGAUAGAGAACUCCAGAGCCAGUGGCUGCGCUCUUACCUGGAAGCCUACAAGGAGUAUAAGGGCUUUGGCAGUGACGUCACUGAGAAGGAAGUAGAGACACUCUUCAUUCAAGUCAAUCAGUUUGCAUUGGCUUCUCAUUUCUUUUGGGGACUCUGGGCUUUGAUACAAGCUAAGUACUCCACGAUCGAGUUCGACUUCCUUGGGUAUGCGAUUGUCCGUUUUAACCAGUACUUUAAAAUGAAGCCUGAGGUCACAGCACUGAAAAUGCCUGAGUAAAGAAGAGGCCUCACUGUUCUCCAGGAGCCGAGCGAUGCUUGUGGAUGUUUCUGAGAAAUUCCAAAAGCCAAUAUUUGUUAAAACUCAUUUAAUUUGGUUAUCUUGCUUUAAAAAUUAUGCCUCUAAACAACCAACCUAUUUUUAAAUAGAAUGAUGUUGAGAAUAUGCUUACUGCUGUCAGUAUGUGGCGGGCUAAAGAUUUGACCAUCAGCAGAGAGAGUAAAGAGUUGGACUUUAGUCUGUGGCAGUACAGCCAUGUUACAUGUGAAUUAUUUAUUACAGAUUUGACAUGACUGACUACUUUGAUCUUUCAUUUGUUGGUUCAGUGUAUGCAAUGAGAAUAUUGUGGAAAUCUUUAAAAGGUUUUGUUGAUAGAUUUAAUUUCAGAAAAACAUUCUUGUUGUUCAGUGUAAUCUUUGUAAAAUGAAUCAUUUACUCUCAGCCUUGGCAGUCACUGCCUCGUAGUAACUUAGGAUAUUCUAGGGCAGUGCCCAUUGAGGAAGUAGCAAGGCGUUUACUGUCUCCUGGGGUAUACUUCUUGAAUUGGAAAUUGGAAGUCAUUUCUUUUUGGGGAGUACAACUUAGAGUUAAAUUGUCUCUACAUAGCCUGACAAUAUAAAAUAUAUUUACUGUAUAAGCCUGGAAUAUAACAAUUUAAUGUUAAAAUCUGUUAUUAAGUCAUGUUUUCAAAUACUAGAUACAGUCAUUUAAGGUAAUCGUCCCAAUUUUUAGAAUUUACCUAUCAAAUUGUUUCUAACCAAAAGUUUUGUUUUAUUUGAGAUACUGUUUUUGUUCAUUAAAUAAUAGCCGGUAUUGUUAGUAUUUGAAACAGACAUACAGAGUUCAUCAUAUUUGGAAGCAAGGAAUGUCAUUUAGAUGCUUUCUAUUCACAUUCAUUCCUUAAGUUGGUUUUGUGUCUAUAGAGUCAGCAAAUGAUUAAUUAUAUGUGUAAUUCCAGAGUAGUGUUGUUGAAGCAGUUACAGAAUCUGUGAGAAGCAUUUAGCUAGGUCAUUGAGCUUGAGCACUUAGCAGUCUAACAAAUAAGGAAAUGUGAAUUAGACAGUAGUUGUGGUAGGAGGACUUGUUUUGAUUUAUCUUGGUUUUGUCAGUCUAGUUUUUAUUUUGUGUAGGUGUAGGAGGGAGGCAACUAUUUCAUGAAAGGAAGUUAGGUCUUUGAGGUAGACAAGAAGGCUUUAAUCUUUGAAGCCUGCUCUGUAGGCUGGAGCAGUCAGGGGUAACUCCUUAGAUUAGUGAGACAGGCUUUGCACUUUGGUCACAUAAGUGCUUAUGUACAAAGUUGGCUCCAUGGAUCUGCAUGUUUAAAGUAUGCACUACAGAUCUAUUCUGAGAUUGUCUGGUGUUCCACAUGACUUAUGUUCUCAGCCAAGUGAGUGCUUUAAAAUACUGGGAUUAUCUCAAGGUGUUCAAACCUAAUAAAGUAGAAACAGGCCAUUUGAGAUGGUAAAUUCUAGCCACAUACAUAGACCCUUAAAUACAUGUCUCUAACAGUGUUAGACCUGGAUUCGGUUUCUACCUCCCCAAUGCUGUGCUGUUGUGAUGUUCAUGUUUGUUUUUUAUGAACCACGUUACUGUAAGAUCAUUACAAUUCUGCUGACUUCCUUGAAUGGAAACAAAUGACAAGCUUGUUACAAUGUUAAAGCAAACCUGCAAAAAAAAAAAAAAAAAAAAAACUGGCUUAGUGGAAUUUUCAUUCAUGGUUGGAACAUUAUCAUAGGGUGAUAACAAUGUGAGCCUCCUAAUUCUUUGCUUUCCUCCUUAAAAUCCAAGAGUAUGUGUCAUGUGGAGCCCGGAGGAGGAAGACAGUGUUUGCUAGUCUGUUCCUGUUGUUGAGCGUGCUGUGAGUGGAGGCUCUCUGUGCGGCUGCUGCUGCUGCUCCUGCUACGGCUGGUGCUGGUGGACUGCAAAGCAGCCAGCAGAAAUGUGACAGAUUCCUGUGGCAGUGAGUGCAAUACAACGAGGCUUCCUUGUUCACUCGUGGAGAGAGACUAGCACAUGGAAGCUCUUGCCCCCAUUCCUUGGCCAACUUUGGGUGCUCUGAUGCACCUGCUUCUCAUACAGCUUUUGAGGAUCAUGGUGUAGACUAUCAGCAGGAUUCAAAAUGUCUUUCUUUGUACUGACCAUGUAAGGGAUUCUAAAGAGGGUAUAUGGGGACUGUUCUGAAGAGCAUCCCUCUAAAAUGUGUCCUGUGGCUUGCUAGAUAUCAGUUGCCUUCUUUUGUUCAGCUAAGGAACUUGAAUGCCUUACCUAAACACUCAGCUGGUAGUAAGUUCAUUUUGUAAAUGUGAAAGUGGAUGUUAGAAGUGGCAUUCAUGGAUGUUCAAUGUAAUAAUCAAUAGACCGUAGUGGCCUGGAUGCUUUAACAAGCAAAAUUGUACAUUUCUGCCCUCCACCCCAUCCUGUCUCCCUGGCACACUGUAUGAUCUUCAACCUGCCCAGUGAAAUUGAUGCCCUUCCUCUCCCUCUGUGCUACCGACCGUUUCUGGAAAUGAGAUGUGGUAGCCACGUCUUGCUGUUGACACGAUCUGCCUGAGAUCAACAUGAGCACAAACCUCAUAACUAGGUCUGCUUGGAGUGUAAAUAGGACUGUGUAAAUAAGCCGCUGUAAGUGCUGUGAGUGCUGUCUUGCUACAGAACGUGUAGUUUUGCAUUUUCCUUUGUAGAGGUUUUUCUGUCACUAAGUGACCCAGCCUGUUGUCAUUAGGCUGGGAACAGUGCGGUAAGAUAGCAGGAACUGGAAGGAAGGAAGGUUUAAUGGUUAGUUAAUGUUGGGAUUUAUUUAUUUAGCCUCUCAGUGCCUAUUAAGACUUUUCUCCAUUUUUUUACUUGGCUAUUAAUUUUUUUGUAGGUUAGAUUCUGGGAAGCAGUACAUUUGUAGAGCUCAUCUUUGAGUCACAAUUUGAAACUAAAGGAAACUAAAAAUAGAAUUUGUUUGUAAACUGAAGUGUGGUCCCCUUUUCUAUUUUCAGAGUUUGUUGACACUUUCUACAAAAACUUGAAGUUCAAUGUGAAUGUAAGUCUCAUCCAUACAGGACAUAGGGCAACAUCUCUUAAGUAUGUCAGGCACCUUCUCUGGAGUGGGUCAGUAUGGGCCAACUAGUUUUCCUUCCCUGAUCCCCAAAUGUUUAUUUUAACUUUGUAUUGCUAACAAUACAUUUAGACUUAAAAGAAGAAUUUCCCCAAACACUCUAAAAAAAAGUUAGAAUCUUUGAAAAGUGCUCGCUUGUUUCUGUGUUCUGCAUACGCCCCUGUACCUCUUGGUGGCCUCACUGGCUGGCUUAUAAAGGGCAAUAGUGUCAGGUGGGUUUUUAGUUUUUUCUCUCUGCCUUGCUUAUAAGCAUCUAUACUGCAUUCCAGAGUACUGCAGAUGUAGUGAUUCCCUGUUAACUGUCACCAGUGCUUCGUCCUGGGCUUAUCCUCAGUGUGCUACCUCACAGGGAAGGUGCGUGCAGGUGGAGAGCCUCCUGAGAGGGGCUCUGGCUCUGUCAGAUGGUCGGCUGGCCUUUACUGUGAAGCUGAGCCACAUCUUCUGGCCUGUUCCUGUUCUGAGAAGCAUAGUAGAAGGUAGUGAGAUGCUUUCCCCCACAGUGACAGCAGUGUUCGGUCUUGGGUUUGAUAAAUGCUAUCAGCUGCUCCAGACAAAACAUCCCCAUUUAUGGAAUUUCAGUCUAUAUUUCUAUAAAUGAAAAUACUGGAGGUUUUAGAUUACUUUGAAUUUUUGAAGGCUAAAUUCAGUGACACUUUACAAAAUGAGUUAGAUUUGUUUUAACAGUUUUUAUGCUAAAAAUUUUCAUUUUUGGCUCAAUUUGACAUGGAAAGAAACCCCAAAAUAUUUGGAUUAGAAACAAAUAAUGAUGCUUGAUUGAUAAGCACUUUAACUCCUAUGUUGGUGGCAGCUUCUCUCCUGGACUGUACACUAUGGAACCACCAACAUAUCUUUGUCCAUUGUGCAUUGUGUGGUGUAUGUACUUGCAAAAAUACUCUUGAAAAUAGUUAUAAUUUUAUCUUUUGGUUGUCUUACCCUUGAUGGUCCUUUAGAUCCCAUUAUUAAGUUUUAAUAAAACACUAGAUAGUUUCAGAACUGAAAACACCACAUUGUCUUUUGACUAGUUUGUGAAAGUGGAGCAGGAAAGCCUGUCCGAUUGGAAUUACAGGCUUCCUAGCCUGAAAUUCUGAGAGCUAGGUUGAAACCCAAUGACACCUGCAGAGUGGCGGAGUGCAGGGAGGCCCUGUUCUCCACGCCUGCACUGUGGCGUGCUGCUGUUUGUUGUAGGUAGCGACAUACUGAGUGUUCCUUGUUAGUAAUCUGAAGUCGUCCUCUGUAUGUACAUGUACUAAAGUGACUGUAAACUAAUGGAAUCCGUAAGAACUUUUCUGUAUUUAGGAGCUUUUGUACAGCAAGGUCACAUGUCCUGAUUGAAAGAAGACAUGGUAUUACCCAUAUGCAAGGGAAAAAGCUGAAAUGAGGAGCUGUCAUUGCGUUAGCUGUCUGUGGACUUGGGAAGCUGUGGCAUAGGAUCUUCAAUGUGUUUCUCAAAUGUGAAUUGUAGUCUGAUGCUGCUUUGUAUAGACUAAGUGCUUUGGACAGUCUCAGCACUGAACAUGGAUCGAUACCUCGCAGGUGAGCGCAGCCUUUGUCCUAUGUUUCCCUGCUCCUCAGCAAGUGGCUGAGCGCUGGACAGCUUGCUUAUCUGUUUGCUAGUGGACAUACUUCCUGCUUUUUCCUUUGUUGUUACAUAUUUUUAUGUUUGAAGUUUAAUUUUUACUACUGUUAAUUUAAGUAAAAUCUGUUCCAUGUAUAAAAUGGUAUUGCCAGUGAAAAUCCACAGCCUCAUCCCUGCAGCUACUGAAGUGAGGUCCAUUUGCGUUCUGUGUUCAUGAACUUGCAAUGAAGCCGUAUUUCUUUUAAGAUAAAGUGCGGCUUAGGCUUUAUUUCUGUUUAAUAAGGCUUUCUACCAUUGAUUAAAUGAAGGAAUGUAUCUUUUUGAAGAGAUUUAUAUUCUGUAAAUAAACAUUGGUUGUAACAAUAAAGUUGAGUUCUAACUACAA
This is a messenger RNA of Mastomys coucha (southern multimammate mouse), 6475 nucleotides long. It is a transcript of the gene Etnk1, whose product is annotated as ethanolamine kinase 1. The record is from RefSeq and is a predicted model, not a curated record. NCBI's taxonomy places the organism in Eukaryota, Metazoa, Chordata, Mammalia, Rodentia, Muridae. The transcript is spliced from 8 exons. Gene Ontology annotation, biological process: phosphatidylethanolamine biosynthetic process. The coding region runs from base 317 to 1408 and encodes 363 amino acids. Gene Ontology annotation, molecular function: ethanolamine kinase activity. Gene Ontology annotation, cellular component: cytoplasm.